Messenger RNA from Salvelinus namaycush (lake trout), 2869 nucleotides. RefSeq names its product phosphate regulating endopeptidase homolog, X-linked (gene phex). Gene Ontology annotation, biological process: protein processing. The transcript has 20 exons. Gene Ontology annotation, cellular component: plasma membrane. Bases 95 to 2020 code for a protein of 641 amino acids. Gene Ontology annotation, molecular function: metalloendopeptidase activity. The record is from RefSeq and is a predicted model, not a curated record. Lineage: Eukaryota; Metazoa; Chordata; Actinopteri; Salmoniformes; Salmonidae.
GAGAGGGAGGGAGAAAGAGACAGAUAUAGAUUUGGAGACGGACAAAGAGGUGGCUGAAAGUGAGGUAGUGUGUGCGUCUGUUUUGAUUGGAGACAUGGAGAUGGAGCAUCUAGGUGUGUGUGUUUCUAAACCAGGAACCAGUCGUGUCCUAAAGGCUGCGCUGGCCGCAUGUGUGUGUUUCUGCAUCGCUCUGCUGCUUGCUGUCAUACUGGUUUCCCAGAGAGCCAAUCAGGAUGUCUUCUGCCUAACUCCAGAAUGUAUUGAAGCAGCUGGUUCUAUCCUCAGUAAGAUGGACCGGGCUGUGUCUCCCUGUGACGACUUCUAUGGGUUCUCCUGUGGUGGCUGGCUGAGAGACAACCCUAUUCCUGAAGACUCCUCUUCAUACGGCGUCUACCCCUGGUUACGCCAACACGUUGAUAUCACACUCAAAGACUUGCUGGAGGCUCCAUCAGAGUCAGAUGAGAUAGAAGCUGUCAGGAAGGCCAAGGUCUUCUACCGCUCCUGUAUGGACGAAGCUAUAUUGGAGAAAGUGGACAGUGGUCCUCUGUUGAAGCUUUUACAGCAGCCUGAGUUCCACUGGCCCGUCCUGGGGGAGGGGCUUGGGGGGGAGUGGCUCUGGUCACCAGGACGAUGGGACCUGCUACAGACAUUGGCUCAGAUUAGGAACGAACACAGCAAGAGUGUUCUGAUUCGCUUAUACAUCGCCCCAGAUGACAAGAACUCCACCAACUACAUAAUUAAGUUGGAUCAGGCAUCUUUGUCUCUCUCCUCCAGAGAAGAUUACAUCACCAACACCACCAGCGCUCAGGCAGACAGACAGUUAGUAACUAUGUCAUAUGGUUUCUAUAGGACAGUUAGUAACUAUGUCAUAUGGAGGACAGUGUUCUCCAGGAUCACAGCUCUCAGCCGACGCUUCCUAUACAGAUAUCUGGACUUCACACGGGUAACCACAGGAACGACCUCCCUGACCCCUCGUUGGGAUAAGUGUGUUAACUACGUAGAGAACACUCUGGCCUACGCCACCGGACGACUCUUCAUCAACACACACUUCCAGGAGGACAAGAAACACAUGAUGGAGGAGCUGAUUGAAGGAGUUCGCUGGGCGUUCAUCAACAUGCUGGAGAGAGACAACGACUGGAUGGAUGGACCGACCAAGAAGAAAGCUAUAGAAAAGGCCCAGACAGUUCUGGCUAAGGUUGGCUAUCCUGAGUUCAUACUGAAUGACACCUACAUCAACCAAGACAUAAAACAGCUUGUAUUCUCUGAGGACAAUUACUUCGGUAAUGUGAUGCAGACUCUGCGUUUCGUUGCCCAAUCGGAUCUCAGCUGGCUGCGGAGGACUGUCCCUCGCACUGAGUGGUUCACCAAUCCCACGACAGUCAACGCCUUCUACAGCUCCUCCACCAAUCAAAUCAGGUUCCCGGCUGGAGAGCUCCAGAAGCCUUUCUUCUGGGGGCGGGACUAUCCUCGGUCUCUUAGCUAUGGAGCCAUAGGAGUGAUUGUAGGACAUGAACUAACACACGGCUUUGACAACAAUGGGAGGAAGUAUGAUAAGGAUGGUAACAUGGACCAGUGGUGGAGCAACGCGUCAAUCACAGCCUUCACUGACAAGACCCAGUGUAUGAUCGACCAAUACAACAGCUAUCGCUGGGAGGAGGCGGGACUAAAUGUGAGGGGGAAGAGGACCCUAGCAGAGAACAUUGCAGACAAUGGCGGGAUCAGAGAAGCUUUCAAAGCCUAUAGGAGGUGGAUAGAAGAGAGUAGAGGAGGAAUUGAGGAGCCAUUACUUCCAGGAGUUGGACUCAACAACAACCAGCUGUUCUUUCUCAGCUACGCACACGUGCGCUGUAACUCCUACAGACCUGAAGCGGCAAGGGACCAGAUUCAGAGUGGAGCCCACAGCCCCCCAAAGUACAGGGUUGUCGGUGCAAUGAGUAACUAUGAGGAGUUCCGACAGGCGUUCAGUUGUCCCGAUUCAUCGGUUAUGAACCGAGGGGCGGAGUCCUGCCGUAUUUGGUGAAUUGUUCUACUGCUGAAUCCCACUGACAUUUUCCUUUCUCUCCCUCUUCCCCUCCUCUCCCUCUUGUGUGUGUAAUGCAGUAACUUGAUUUAUUCUAUAUUACUGUAACUUGAUUUAUUCUAUAUUACUGUAACUUGAUUUAUUCUAUAUUACUGUAACUUGAUUUAUUCUAUAUUACUGUAACUUGAUUUAUUCUAUAUUACUGUAACCUGAUUUAUUCCCUAUUAUUGUAACUUGAUUUAUUCUAUAUUACUGUAACUUGAUUUAUUCUAUAUUACAGUAACUUGAUUUAUUCUAUAUUACUGUAACUUGAUUUAUUCUAUAUUACUGUAACUUGAUUUAUUCUAUAUUACUGUAACUUGAUUUAUUCUAUAUUACUGUAACUUGAUUUAUUCUAUAUUACUGUAACCUGAUUUAUUCCCUAUUAUUGUAACUUGAUUUAUUCUAUAUUACUGUAACUUGAUUUAUUCUAUAUUACAGUAACUUGAUUUAUUCUAUAUUACUGUAACUUGAUUUAUUCUAUAUUACUGUAACUUGAUUUAUUCUAUAUUACUGUAGCUUGAUUUAUUCUAUAUUACAGUAACUUGAUUUAUUCUAUAUUACUGUAACUUGAUUUAUUCUAUAUUACAGUAACUUGAUUUAUUCUAUAUUACAGUAACUUGAUUUAUUCUAUAUUACAACAAUUAGAUUUAUUCUAUAUUACUAUGUUCUCUAUUACUGCGACAAUAUCGCACACGUACGUCCUCUUCUCUCUCUGAGUUAAAGACAUCCAUCCUGGCUAUUACAGUCAAUUAUGUCUGCAGUUCCCAUGGCAACCUAUAGCGUGUCUACAUAAAACAGUUACCCCUC